Molecule: messenger RNA, 2783 nt
Organism: Rhea pennata
Lineage: Eukaryota; Metazoa; Chordata; Aves; Rheiformes; Rheidae
Gene: ZNF706
Product: zinc finger protein 706
Exons: 4
Coding region: 119-349 (76 amino acids)
Source: RefSeq, a predicted model, not a curated record
CCCCCCCCUCCUCCUCCUCCUCUCGGGCAGGCGGCGGCGGCGGCGGCUGCUGCGGGGCCGCGCGGAGCCUUCCCCACCCGCUCGCCAGGGCCGCCGAGGCCGGACUCCGAGGCCGGAUAUGGCUCGUGGACAGCAGAAGAUUCAGUCACAGCAGAAAAAUGCCAAAAAACAAGCUGAGCAAAAAAAGAAACAAGGACAUGAUCAGAAGGCUGCAGCCAAGGCUGCCUUGAUAUAUACCUGCACUGUCUGUAGGACGCAAAUGCCGGACCCCAAGACCUUCAAACAGCACUUUGAAAGCAAGCAUCCUAAGACUCCACUUCCUCCAGAAUUGGCUGAUGUUCAGGCAUAAAGUUGUCUACAGGUGAAGUCACGGCACCUAUUGACUCUUCUGCUGUCAGAUCUUACAUAACAAACCUGCAGCUGCUUUUCUAAAACUGUUGAUCAGCAAAAAUGAAGGGGCUACAGAAACAUUCAUAUUUUUAUGCUGUUCCCUCUUGGGCUUCAUGCAAAGACAAUUCUGUGUAAAUGUACAGUUGUGCCCUAUUUGAAAAUCCUGAAAAAUCAGUCCAUACUUGUUAUAAAAAAUUUUUUACAAUUGUAAUUAUAUUGAUGUUCAUAUUGUGUAAAAUAACUCAUUUAAUAAAGUAGUACUUUGAUUUUACAGUAUCACAGGUUAAGUGCUUGUAGAAGUUCUGUUUCAAAUUUCUGCAUUAUCUGCCUUAUGAAAUCCUGACAAAGACAAAGUGGAAUCUUCCCUGUCCUGCCAAAACUUGAGCAGUAUCAUUCCACUGAAAGUAAUGUACAUUACAGUAAAUUAAUCCCAAGUGAAGAGGGAAGCUGCUCAGAUUUAUCAUUCAGUGUGCAGUGUUCAAGUUCUUGGCUCAAAAGGCAAAGCAAACUCCUUAGAAGUUGCAUUAGAAUCAUGAGACUUCCUUCCCCAUGUUGCUGUUCUGCGUAUGAGAGUCUAGUACUACAAGCCAUUUAGAACGGGAUUCCUGUGUUGCAAGGGAGCUUGUUCCUUGGAGUCGUGCGCUGGAGAGGCCCUUGUUAGAGGCAAGUGAUCCUUAAUGGCUAAGGGAGGUGAAAGAUGAUAGAAUUUAAUGCUUUUGGGCAUGGUGGCCUGAGUAAUGCUCACAAAUAUAAGUUAAAGUAACUGCUCUUGACUGUAAUAUUGAUAGGAAAGAUUUUUAAAGAUACUUGAGCAGUCAACCAUACAAGCUCCCCCUUGAAUGUGUCUGGUUAUUUCAGUAGCAGCUCUUCAAGAAAUAUGUAGAGUAGCCAGUUAUUAAUAGCCUUACUUCACAACCAGCUUAAAAUAAGCCUAUUGGAAUAGAACCAAAGUAACUAAAAUCAUAUGGCUAGUUUUAAUCACAUCUGAUUCCUUAAAGUUUCAUUGUCAAGAAAAAGCUGGAUAAUAACACUCUGGCCAAGAGCAUUUGAGACGCUAAAUACUAUUAACCUUUAGUAUUCUGGGCGCAGUUCUAAUCCCAGAUUUACAGCACAAAGUGGUAGAAAACAUCUGAAUUGUACUAGGAGGUCUCCCAUCCUCCACAUUUGGAUUGGGCUUGUUUAAGAACUUUAGUUUUGAAGUUACUGUAAGAAGCGAUACUAGAAUAGUUGUGAUUAUUUAUUGUGGUUACAAUUUAUGCAAAAUAAUUUUGGCAGUCCAAGUAACCCUUGCUUCGUGGCAGGACUGUGUAUCUGACCUUCAAAUGGCUUCCUGAAAUCUAGGAGUAUAGUCUCAAAAACUCAUUCACUUAAAAGAAUGCACUUGGUAUUUUAUUAUAUAAAGUCAAAGCCUUUGUCCACUUGUUUGCUCUCUAAUGGAAUACUUCUGUGAAAUUAGCUUCCUGUUCUCUUAACUAUGACAGUUAUCUCUGUAAAUACUCAUUUUGACCUAAAGUUUCUCUAUAUUAUACUCACUCUGGGAUAACCUGUGUAUACCACUUAACUUUUGUAGAUAAAGUUGUUUUCCUCUGGGAGUAAUCCACUUCUGCACUUGUACACUUGACAUCAGAAUGUAACCAUUUAUUUUUUUAUUUAAUGUUAUCAAUAAGUAUAUCCUGACAGACUGGCUCCCAGGAGACGAGAAAUCUGCUCUCAACCUUUGUGCUGAAUGGGGGAGGAGUACUUAAAUGUUCUGAUGCUGUAGUUUGUCUGAAAAUAUGCCUAGUGCAAAUUAAGGUAUCUCUUGCACUUAUUAGUAUUUGGUAAUCUGAUUUUACUUUGGAAAAUGUUUGGGAUGCAUUCCUAUAGUUUGAGCCUAAAGGUGAAGUAUAUGUUCCUUCGGUUUAGAUUGUGAAGCAUUAAAUAAAAAUAUUGUUUCAUAAACAAUCUCUCUUAAUGAGCACUGAAGAGCCGGAAAGCUGUAUCACUUGUAGGAUGGAUGAAUUAUGUUAGAACUGGUAUAUUUUCAAAACUGUAUGAAGCUUGAUUCAAAAAUACCAUAUGAACUGAUUUUUACAUAGUAGAAGGCGAGGGUGAUCCUCAGUUCAAUAAACCCCUAGUUGCAGUAGUUGUUAUCUAAAAUACAGUAACAGAUUAAACCUAUGACUGAAUUGUUAUAAAAGCUUUAAAAGUAUAGUGGGAAUGCUAUACUAAAUGGGGGAAUUGUUAUCGUUUUAGAAUAUCUACAAUACUCCUUGUACCUAAAAGUUGAGAGGACAGUCUAAGUUCUCUAUCAUCUCUUCCUGAUCUGAAGGAUGGCACCCUGUUACCUGGCUAAAGACACAACUGUGCAUUGUAAUGUGUCUGAUUAAAGAGAAUUAAAAAAAAAUGUAAAA